CGUGCGCAUGCGUUGUUUCGCUCCAGUCAGGAAGUGGUCGUCAUCGAAAGAGCUGUGAGUUGGAAGGUGUAAAGAAAUGUGAGGAAAAUCGUCGUAGCCGUGGCAGAACGACUCGUUCUUCGUGGGUUUGAAUGAAAGACGCAGUUUUCCACCGACGGAUUUCAGAGCGUUUGAAACCGGAAAAUGUCGUGGAUAAAAGAAGGUGAAUUAAAUCUGAUUGAAAGGAUUUCUGCCAACAUCCUAAAGACAGGACCCAUGCCUAAACAUGUGGCCUUCAUCAUGGACGGUAAUCGACGUUUUGCACGCAAGAAAAACCUGGAACGCCAAGAAGGCCAUAUGCAAGGAUUCAACAAGCUCGCAGAGACGUUACGUUGGUGCAAGCACCUCAACAUCCCAGAGGUGACGGUGUAUGCCUUCAGCAUCGAGAACUUCAAGCGCACUAAGGAAGAGGUGGAUGGGCUGAUGGAGCUGGCCAAGCAGAAGUUUGAGAGGCUGUUGGAGGAACGUGAGGCCCUGGAGAAGCAUGGCGUUUGUGUGCGGGUGCUGGGAGACUUGAAUAUGCUGCCGCUGGACCUUCAGCAGAUCAUUGCCAAAGCUGUGGUGACGACCCGGAACCACAACAAGUGUUUUCUCAAUGUGUGCUUCGCCUACACGUCCAGAUAUGAAAUCACUAAUGCGGUGAGGGAAAUGGCCUGGGGAGUGGAGCAGGGUCUGAUCAAGGCCAGCGAUGUUUCAGAGGCGUUGCUAAGCGAGUGUCUGUACAGCAACAACUCCCCCAAUCCUGAUUUGCUCAUCCGUACGUCCGGAGAGGUCCGCCUCAGCGACUUCCUUCUGUGGCAGACGUCCCACUCCUGUCUGGUGUUUCAGUCGGUUCUGUGGCCCGAGUACUCGUUCUGGAAUCUGUGUGAAGCCAUCAUCCAGUACCAGUUAAAUCACAAAUCCAUCCAGAAAGCCAGAGAACUCCAUCGAGAAGAACAAGCACUGGAACAACUCGAGGCAGAUCGGGCCUGCAUAGCAGAGCUCACGCAGCAUCAAGGGAACGGGAAGCCAGCCGAUGCCCAGAAAAGACAAGAAGCACUGCAGCGCUACAUCGCCUCUCGUGAAGCACGAGUUCAGGACUUUUUACAAGCACUGAAGCACAAGAGAAACUCUUUCUUUAGUGACUUGUGCAGUGAAACAGCCUUGACUUAGACAAGCCCUGAGGAACCAAUCUUCCACUGCAGUUGGGAUAAAUCCUCUCCAGUCCUCCUCCCAAAAGGAAUUCUGUGGAACAGGGAGGAACAAGCAGUUACUGGCAGUGAUUUAACUUUGUUGCUGAUUUAUAAAAAAAUAAAAAAAUAAUAACAACAACAGAAAUGUGACCCCUAUGGGGCUGUAAAAAUGUGAUAUUUAUGAUUGUAGAUUUACAAAGUCUAUUAUGUCUGGUCAAGAUGUAGUUAAAUAGCUGCGUGUAAAAGUGUGUGAAAUGCAAGCAUGCCUGUGAUUGGACGAUGGAAAACUCAGCAGAAGUCACACAUCCUGCGUUUUAGAGAUGUCCGUUCUUCAUCGAGCUUGGUACUGUUGGAUAUUUUUGUCACUGAAAGUGUUUUGAGCGUGUUUUUCUUGAAGACAUGACUAUAUUUUGACCAGCUUUCUCAACUAGAAUAAAUUAAAAAGAGCAAAUGAAAUGUGAUUAUAAUUUAUCUCAUUCUGUUUUUGUUCUCCUCAAACGGUUCACACAAACGUCUGGCUCUGUCAGUUACAAAGAGGCUCAUUUCAGCAAAUCACACAUUUUUUUUAAAGGUUUAAUCAAAAACUCUUCUAACACAGCUUCUUUUUACCCCCUACAGCUGUUGCAAUUAAACAUUUAUGUUGCUAUUGAAAACAUAGAAAUAUCUUCACUAGCAAUAUAGCUGUUGUAAAAUUAGAUGCCGUAAUUUUGUGUAAAACCUACAAUCUUUAAUUUCCUAGGCCAAAUGUGAAAUUUUCAAUGACCCUACAUCCAUUAAACAAAAAAAAAAACAUUUGAAAGUUUAGAGCAUCUGUUCUUGAGAUAUACUUUAGUAUAGAGAAUAUGUUGAAUACUCAUAUACCAAUAAACAAAUAACUGAUUUUUAUAUUGUAGAUUACUAAAUUAGUUUUUCAAAUUAUGUGAACAGAAAGCUGUUUUUAAACUUUUUUUUUACAAUUACAUUUUUAGAAAUAUUUACUUGUAACGUGUGGCUACCAUCAACGUGAAUAAGUAAGUAAAUGAUUGGAGCAGCUGAAGAAAAAUAUGUAUUUUAGUAGUGCUAUUACAUUCCACCAAGAGUACAAAGUGUAAUUAGAUAUCUGACGGUAAGAUUAAUCGGCGGACGCUUGGUUCGCUGCUGCUGCUGUUGUGAUCGUGUUUCCUUUUUUGUAAAUUACAGAAUUCAAACGGAGGCCGAUAAUAGAGCGCCCCCACGCGCCACGGGUCAGCAUUUAUUUACUCGCUUCCUGCCUCUUUAACGACAAAGGCGGCGCUUAAAACCACGUGUUACAGUUCCGUCCAAUGACAAACGUGGAAAUGCUAAACUGGUUCAAACCGGUUUCGUUCUUAUAUUUCACUGUAUAAACUACAAAAACAUUCGUUUGUAUUAUACAUUCGCCAUUUUCCACAGCGACUGCACGGUCGACGGCUGCUGUCUCUCCGGAAAAAAACUCCUUUUGCAACUAUAUUUUUUGAGCGUUCUUUUUACUUCCAGCCAAUAACAUGGGAAAAGCAAAGCAAACCGUCCCUCCUGAGCAAAGACGAACCUCCCCGCGCCUGGCACUGAAACCUAAAGCUGCUGCAGUGGAGACGAAGAAAAAGGCGGCCCUAAAGAAGGCACCGAAAACAAAGAAAGCCAAGCCAGCUGAGAAUGGCAGCACCAAGGCCGAGGAGCCGAAGGCUGAGGCCACCGAAGCCAAAUAAAUCGUGGUUGAUGUGCUCACUCAGUGUACUUGGUGAUUGUACAGUUUUAAAUAAGUAUUUUUUACCAAGUUUUAUAUUACAACUGUCAUUUAUAGGUUUGUUUUGGGCUUGCACUUGAUGUAACAAGACUUUGUUUUCACAUUCAUAUCCGAUUUAUAUCAACGGCAAAACUAUUACCGUCCAUAUCUUGUAGACGUGGCAUUCUUAGUUUGUCUGAUCUGUUUUUGUUUUUAUUUUUCAUCUUUUUUAACUGCUGAGGAAUAAACAUUUACAAGUUGGAUCAUAAAUCUCAUUUUAAACAUGAGGCAGCUAAAACAGUAAAUUUGCAGGAGUUUGAACUUUGCUGUUCGCCUCCUUGUAUUUUGAUGUUUAACUAAUUAAAACAACUGCUUACCAAAUCAUUUAAACUAUUUUGAUGUGAUUUAGUCAGUUAUGAGGCCACAGCCUAUUAGUACAAUUAGGUCAAACGUUUGGUAGAUCCCAAGAAAAGUGUAUGACGUAAAUCUGGUCAUCUGAUAAAAAGUUCUGUUAACUUAUGUUACUGUAAGAAAAGGUUUUCUGACUUCAGUGGUUUAUCUAAAUGUUCUUGAAUAAAAACAUUCAAAAUGUCUGA
Nothobranchius furzeri (turquoise killifish) is the source of this 3527-nucleotide messenger RNA. It is a transcript of the gene dhdds, whose product is annotated as dehydrodolichyl diphosphate synthase. Gene Ontology annotation, molecular function: ditrans,polycis-polyprenyl diphosphate synthase [(2E,6E)-farnesyl diphosphate specific] activity. Gene Ontology annotation, cellular component: endoplasmic reticulum; dehydrodolichyl diphosphate synthase complex. The record is from RefSeq and is a predicted model, not a curated record. NCBI's taxonomy places the organism in Eukaryota, Metazoa, Chordata, Actinopteri, Cyprinodontiformes, Nothobranchiidae. Gene Ontology annotation, biological process: polyprenol biosynthetic process.